This is a messenger RNA of Cyanidioschyzon merolae strain 10D, 5451 nucleotides long. RefSeq lists its product as hypothetical. Bases 1 to 5451 code for a protein of 1816 amino acids. NCBI's taxonomy places the organism in Eukaryota, Rhodophyta, Bangiophyceae, Cyanidiales, Cyanidiaceae. The record is from RefSeq and is a predicted model, not a curated record. The transcript has a single exon.
AUGACGUAUAAGGCAGCCUCAACGACGGAGUUUGAUGUGCGAACGUCAGACGAGGCGCUCCCGCGGUUCACGAGUGCAGCCUCUGAAGCAGUGGGCGGCGACUACCAGCCGCUGGAUCUGGAUCGGGUCCUCCCUCAGAAGGAGCAGUAUCACGUGGAGGGAGAACCAGCAGUGUUCGAAGCGCCAGCGGCUGACGGCCCGGAAGUGUUCGGAACGACGUAUGACCUCCUGCAGACGGAGGAAUGCGAGGUUGACGAAGAGUUUGGCGCCCUGGUUACCGCCUUGGACGAUACGGAGCGAGAACUCUUUCACGUGGAUGCUGAUGCAGUUCUGGAGCGCUUCACGGCGCUGCAAGAGGACCUCCCUGCGACCGAUGAGCAGCCCGUCCAUCCAGGGCUCGAGACGCUGACCCUCGAGCAACGUUACGGCCUGGGAGCGUUUCUCGUAACCCUCAUUGCGGAGAAGGAACGAGAACUGCGACAUGAUGACGGACUUGUCAUGAGCACUUUGCCCAGCGUCGUCACGUCUGCAGACGCGCCGCAGUGCGACGUGGACGGCGAUCAGGCACCGGCUGCUGCUACCCAGGAGCACCGUACAGCGACCUCGCCCUCGAAACGGAUACUUGAGCGUGAUCUUCCAACGAGCAAUGCGAUCGAAGUGGAUAGACCAGGAGCUGGGGAUCGCGCUCCAGUGUCAAUCGAGGGGCACUCUCCGGCACCGGAGCCACACGAGAGACCUUCGACAGCAUCCACUGAGCGUCAGAGCGCUAGUUCACGGCGUCCAGCGCUCCGCAACCUACCCGCAUAUGACACUAGCUUUGCGGAACGCUACGUGCAACUGCUGCUGAGUGGCCUCGGUCUCACAUGCAGUCAACGAGAAGCGCUCAUGUAUCUGUGGCGAGCCUGUCUAGAAGGUGAGCUCAUUCCCGCGCAGCGCUGUGCCUUGGUUGCGUCCACGGCGGCUUUGGUUGGUGCUCCAGCGGUUCGCUUUGCAGCGCUCCAGGCCAUGUUGACGCUAUCGCUCGCUCCUGGCGGAUACGACGCCCGUUGCCGCGUGUUCUUGCGGGACGCUGCACGCGAGCUCCAAAUACCAUGGCGAAAAAUGGCGCUGGUCGAGUAUGCGAUAGCCGCACUUCUCCAGCAACAGCAACAGCAACAGCAACGCAUCCGCGGCGUCACGCUCGACGCUGCAUCCAUCCUGAGUCCAUCGACGCUCGGACAGCCAGAGGAAAGCAGAGCACCCACUUGCCCCGAGUUGAACGGCGGGAACGUGGACCCUCAGAUAUACGCUACGCUUGCCAAGAAGCGCUACAAGCGCAAGUCUCGGCGGAGAGCAUUCAAAAUAGCUGCUAUGGCGAUUGGCGGAGGGGCGCUCUUUGGACUAGCUGGAGCGCUUGCAGCGCCGCUUCUUCUACCGGCUCUAGUUGGCAUUGGUAUCACUGGUGCGAGCGCACUUGCCGCUACAGGCACAGUUGCAUCUGGCGCAGUAGUGGGCAGCUUUUUCGGUGGCCUUGGCGCAGGUUACGUUGGCCACAAAGCGCGCAAACGGACACGGAUGCGCUUAACGGAGUUUGAACUCGAACCGCUCGGUAUCGAGGAGGCAGCUCGCAGCUGGCAUCAACAACACACAAAGGCAGCAAAAACGACGGCAUUGUCGGGUGAAGCAGCAGCGCCCCCUUCGACGCCUCGGUACGAUAUCGCAGUUGGCGCAGCGCACGUCUCGAGUCCCGUGCAAGGCGAGAGUGCUUCGCACGGGCCAGGCUGGACGGAGGCAGAACAACAACUGGCCGCUGCUAUCCGGGAAUCCCUGCAGGUAUCGGAGCAGCGAGCUUUACCACAUCAGCAUCUUCGUGCGCUGGAUAAUGGUGAACGUGUGCGCCUCACAGCGGGCAUGUACACGGGUUCGGGGUCGUCUUCGCCGUGUCGCCCGACACCAGUCUCGUUCGAUGCAGCGAACGGCGUCGAAACACUGCAGUUGACUGCACUGGAUGAUGAUGCCGAUGGCAAGUCGUCAGAGCACUGGGGCGAAUCCACGAUGGAAAGCGCUGCGCAGCGAGGAGCGCGAUAUCCAGCUGCAGACACGAGCGAGCAGGUAGAGUCGCUGGAGACGUCACGAUCAUCACCGUCAUCGUUGUCGAGAGCGAAUUCUUCUUCACCACGGGAAAGCGCAGUGCAACAACAGCGUGCUCACUUGCAUCACAGCAUUCAACAGAGUACAACGGAACUCGGGGCGAGGAUGUCAGGGGCCAUCGAAGCCACGAGAGACGCUCCAGCAGAGAAGCUAGACGUGAAGCGAAGUGCAACCGUGCAGGUACCUGAAUCUGCGAUGGAAGAAACAAUCGAUACGGUUGAUGAUGCAUCGGUGCCGGUGCCCGACCCGGUGACGUUCCAAGAGAGGCAGCAAACGCAGCGGCAGCAUAUCGAUGACAGCGACUUGGCGCGGAAUACUUUGUUUGCCGACAAAAGUCACCGUUUGCGCCUACCUGAAGAGCCUUCCCCGCAACAACCACAGCUACCGUUUGCGUCUAUUCGAACGCUCAAGUCGUCUUCACAUCCGGGUGGGUUGGCGCCUGCACCAAUGCUCCCCGAGCCGCCAACACGCGGGACAGCACCGCUCGUAGCAGCGUCCAACGAGGAUACCACUGGGUUUUCCGGUGAGUCUGUGGGCGCGCUAUCGACGACAUCACUGCGAACAGCGUCAGGUCAGGGAUUCCGACACGCAACACCGGCAAGCAUCCUGGAGAAGCGCCUUGCGGAGCGCACUUGGACGCUGAGGCCGCUGCAUCCGACGACAGAAGCACACCGCGACGAUGCUGCGGCAACCGAGAAAGCGUCCGGUACGUCCGCAGCAUCCGAUGGUGGUGCUGGUGGUGCUGGUGGUGCUGGCAACCAGGGCCUCACACGCGCAAUUGCAACGGAUGCUGCAACUGCAGAUGACAUCGACUCCGCUGCGGUACCGUCGAGCACCCAUGAAACCCAGAGCGGCACUGAAGACAACGGCGCAGCAGAACUUGUCAAACAGGAGCACCCGCUCAUGGCAACUCGUAUGGUGCGGAGUCGAGGCCUUCACCUGGUGAUUUUCGUUCCCGGCUGGCUAACGCGUUCUCGCCAGGAAGGAGCCUGUGCUUCGCAGUUCUACAGCGCGCUGGGGAAUGGCAGGCUCUUGCCGUACGCAGAGCGCUAUGCACUGCGUUGGGAACCCGAUCAGCUCUUCGAAAUGGGGAGAGCGUUUCUCAAGUUUUGGACAACAAAAGCAGCCACGACGGCAGCGCAGCAGGCUGCACCGCAUGUGCUUCAGGCGGUCUCGUUUGCAGCGGGAACGCUGCUCUCAUCUAUCGCUUGGCCUCUGUUCGUCUAUUCGGCAGCAGAUAUCGUGGACGGCCCCUGGUCUGUACUUUUGAACAGAGCGAACGCUGCUGGUGAUGCCUUAGCGGACCUGUUGGCUUUGCGAGAGCAGGGCCAGCGACCUGUCACCCUCAUUGGCUACUCGCAUGGUGCUCGAGUCGUUUUCAAGUGUUUGGAAGCGCUCGCGGACGCUGGUGUCUACGGCGUCGUCGACGAUGCCUUCUUGGUCGGUGCCCCGUGUACCGGCGACAGUCGACGAUGGCAGCGCGCUUCGCGUGCAGUCUCGGGUCGUCUCGUGAAUGCGUAUUGUGGAACCGACUGGGCCUUGGCCCUAUUUCACCGCGGUUCGAGUGGUCAGUUCCGGGUGGCUGGCCUCUCUCCCAUUCGGGGAUGCGGUGAACGCGUCGAGAACGUCAACCUGGCGCUCUUGGGACUCGAGGGUCAUCGCUCACUGCGGGAGGCAUUACCGCGCAUCCUUACCGCGCUCGGGGUCGAGACCGGCGGCCUUAGCUUCCCACCGAUCCUUCCACGGGAUGUCGCACUGCUCGGGGAGACCGACGCACCGUCGCUCAAGCGUCCGCCGCGUGGCGUCUCGACAAGCGCAACGACAGCAGGUACCAGUGACGCAGCGACGAUCGAUGAAGUGUCCAGCGGAAACGCAGAGGCACGUCGAAAAGGCGCCCUGUUCGACAGACACCGACACUCCAGGCGUCGUGACGAGAUGCGCUUUGGCGCUGACCAACGCGGUCGACUGUCGAAGCGGGAACUGUAUGAGCAGGAUGAGGACGACCGUCAACUCAGUCUCGACGAGGAUGCGCAUCUACAUCUCUUGAGGUCGUCCACGGAGGGCUCGGUACCCGCCUCCGUAGCCAAACAAUACUCGGGAAAAGCGGCAGUAUCGCGGACAUAUGGGUCAAUGGUGCAGCAGUCAGCGCUGCCGCUCAUUGAUAUCGAGACUAGUUCGGAUCUGUCGAGUGAAGAGCGCGGAAGCGGGUCAGCGCCACAGACGCGACCGCUACUGCCCUCGACUAGAGGCACUUGGGGCGGAUCCGCGUCUGCAUUUCCAUCACGGGCAGGUAGCAGCGAUAGUCUCAGCGGUUAUCACGAUAGAGAGAGCGGCUGCGAGGAAGCGGGACGCACGUUAUCUGGGGUCUUUGCCCCUGGCACCACUGCUGCUGGUGCUGCUGUUGCCGUUGCUGGUGGCGGUGGUGGUGACGUCGCUCACGCUGCUUCGGAAAACACCAGUCCAGCAGUCCAGUCCAGCGUAGACGCUGCGUCGGCAUCGACAUGCUCCGCAGACUGGACAGAGUUCGUGGGUGUUGCCCCAAACCAAACCGAGGAUCAGCCCAAAGCCCUAGUUCAUGCACUGGGCAUCGAAGUUGCCGGUGGACGCUUUCUACCGCUGAUCGAAGCCGGCACCUGCUUUCCUUGCGAGCGGACAGUGACGGUAACCACAUGUGUCGAUCGACAGGAUGCGAUCGCCUUCUUCAUUUAUCAGGGAUCACGACUCCGGUUACGUCCGCUGGGUGCAAAGGACGCACAUCGUCACCAUCGUCUGCUGAAGAUCGUCGAGUUCCAUGGAUUCAAGAGUCCCGUACGACAUCGGGCUGGCGGUGCUCGGGUCGAGCUCGCGUUCACGCUUGACGAGCACGGCAACCUCGAGGUCAGCAUUCGGGAUGUUCGUGGUGAUGCCGAGGAGACCCGUUGUACCAUCCCUUCGACGAUGCUGGUCCAACGGCGCGACGCUUUCGAUUCGGAUACGGAAAGUAACGCUGCAGACGAGGUAUCGUUCGCUGAACUGGAUGAUACGCUGCCAGGAGACCACUCGGAGAUGCGUUUCCAGCGGGAGGCAGCGUCUCUGUCGACGUUGCGGCCUUCAGAGCGAACCGCGGAGUACACUGCACAUGCCGCUGAAGCCUCUGCCACGGCACCGGGGACCCAGUGGCAGACACAAGGCUCCAGCGCUGAAAAAGCAAAGCGAUCCAAGUGGUGGUCUUGGCGUCGCAGUCGACGUCAUCGCCCUCAUGAUCAUCCUUGUCAGCCGUCUGCUUCACGUCCACGAGCACAAGAUGGAUACACGACGACCACGUGGCACUCUGGAGCGUAA